Messenger RNA from Cuscuta epithymum, 930 nucleotides. The record is from the annotation of a GenBank genome assembly. NCBI's taxonomy places the organism in Eukaryota, Viridiplantae, Streptophyta, Magnoliopsida, Solanales, Convolvulaceae.
CGGAUUAGCAAUUCAUAGAGGAUAAAUUAAUUAACUAUUGAUUAAUUAAUUAAUUAAUUACUUGGCCAUGGCGGAGAUAGGCGGCGGAAGAGGAAAGGUGAAGGGUUCAUGGACUCCAGAAGAAGACGCAAUUCUCGUGAAGCUGGUGGAGCAACACGGCCCGCGCAACUGGUCUCUAAUCAGCACCGGAAUACCUUCACGCUCCGGCAAGUCCUGCCGUCUGCGGUGGUGCAAUCAGCUCUGCCCGUCCGUGCACCACCGCCCCUUCUCGCCGGAGGAAGACGCCGUCAUCCGGCGCGCGCACUCUGUUCACGGCAACAAAUGGGCCGCCAUCGCGAAACUCCUGCCCGGGAGGACGGAUAACGCGAUUAAAAACCACUGGAACUCCACGCUCCGGCGGAAGCGCACCGCCGGGGGUUGUGCGGCGGCGGAGGCGGCGAAACGGGCGUUUGUGGACGAUUCGUCGGCCGAGUCACUGUCCGCGGUGAAGAGGGAGGAAUCCUGUGCGUCGCAGGAGUACAGUAGAAGCGGUGGGGGCGUUGAGGACGGUGAGCUCCGCCGCGGAGACGCACCGGCGACUUUGCUGUCAUUGUUCCCGCCGGGAGGAAAUCCGUUCGGUCAACCCGUCGGCGAAAAGUCAACGGCGGAAGAGGAGCCGUUGGGUAACGUAUCCGGUGACGGGACGAGUUUUUUAAGUAUCAUGCAGCGUAUGAUCGCGCAAGAGGUUCGAAGCUACGUUGACAAAUUACGGGCUUCUAAUGGGCUUGGGCCCGACUUUAAGCCCGAUGUUUAACAAUUGCCGCAAUUGUUCUGAGUUUUGUAAAUCUCGCGCGUCUUUUUAAUGCAUAUUUACGGUUUGAUGGGCCAUAUUUCAUUUUCAUUUGAAAUUACUAUUUCAAAUUCCUUUUCGAUAGGCAUGUUUGUUUGUCA